Messenger RNA from Colletotrichum destructivum, 265 nucleotides. RefSeq lists its product as uncharacterized. NCBI's taxonomy places the organism in Eukaryota, Fungi, Ascomycota, Sordariomycetes, Glomerellales, Glomerellaceae. The coding region runs from base 53 to 205 and encodes 50 amino acids. The transcript has a single exon. The record is from RefSeq and is a predicted model, not a curated record.
GCUCCAUACAUGUUGGAACUCAAACUUCUGGCUGAUCGUCGAGUCUCAUAAAAUGCUGCUCAGGCACACCAACAUCCUCUCACGAUCGCAGCAAAUCACACGGACAAUUUUGCGUGCGCACAGGCGCAUACGGGGGCCAACGCGGAAGUGUCGGAGCGAUCGAGGGGCUUGCUCUCACAACUUCCAAAGGGAAAUGGAUUCAUAGUCAUACCGCUCCAUAACUAAUGUUGACGGGCUGGGCUGUAUAGAUGAAUGACACAGAUAC